GAAAACCCACGUAGACAUUUUCUCUAUAUCAUAGUUGAAUACCCUACCCAAUGCCCAGUAAAACACAUCAGAAGAAGUGAACAAUUCCCCUUCUAGUUAUUUACUUAAGCUAAGAAUAAACAAACGAUCCUCCUAUUUAAUACCACAUUCUUUUUUUUUUUUUUUUUUUUAAAAAAAAAAAUGGUAAAACUCGCCCCAGUCAACCCACGCAACUACAUGCCCUCGCGGGCAGACCCAGAACACCGCUCGCGGCGCAAGGAACUCGAAAAAGAGCACCCGUUCACGUGGAAAGAGCCGUUGGUGCUCGGCAUGAUCGGCAUCGGACUGGCCUGGAACAUCGAGAAGCAAGUCCAGAAGCGCGAAGAGCGGAAGGAGCGCGAGGAGCAGCAGCAGCAAGGCCGAGACAGCAACAAUGAUCGUCGCCGUCGAAGAAGGGACCAAGAGGGCCGUGAUUGUGGUUCAUAUGGUCCUUGGAGUCAGCAGGAUGGCGAGAGCAGGAGAAGUAAGAGUAGCAACAAAGGCAGCAGCGAGGAUAGGCGAAGAAGCCAACAUAGGAGCGGUGGUAGCGACCACAGCGUAGGGAAGGACACGGUAGAACUUGAGCGCAGCAGAAGAAGUAAUCGUGAUCGCGUGCAAUCGGUUGAUGUGAGACGGCACGAGGACCCGAGGUAUAUCAACGACGACCGGUAUUACGAGCAAUCCCGGUACGAUAGGGGGUACGACGACGACGACCGGAGAGAAUGGGACCGAGAGUACCGCGGUAGAAGAAGCCGUCGCGAUUCCUGGUAAUAAUUAACAAUUAUAUUAUAUUCUCCGUAUACACGACGUACCCUCAUCGCCGCCU
This is a messenger RNA of Daldinia vernicosa, 844 nucleotides long. RefSeq lists its product as uncharacterized. The record is from RefSeq and is a predicted model, not a curated record. NCBI's taxonomy places the organism in Eukaryota, Fungi, Ascomycota, Sordariomycetes, Xylariales, Hypoxylaceae. Bases 181 to 789 code for a protein of 202 amino acids. The transcript has a single exon.